Pseudoliparis swirei is the source of this 10082-nucleotide messenger RNA. RefSeq lists its product as uncharacterized. The record is from RefSeq and is a predicted model, not a curated record. Bases 264 to 9530 code for a protein of 3088 amino acids. NCBI's taxonomy places the organism in Eukaryota, Metazoa, Chordata, Actinopteri, Perciformes, Liparidae. The transcript has 3 exons.
UUUGCAGCCGGGAGAUUUUAAGUCGUAGAUUACACAUGAAGACAUAACAUGUAAAACAGUGCUUCCAGUUAACAAAGAAGAGAAGAUUUGACGGUUGUUCAGCCAACAUUUGGGUUGCACUUUACCAGCUGAUGGGGGGGAUGUCCAACUAAGAUGCAGAUAUGCUGUGUGGACCAAAGAUGUUGGAGGAACUCCGAGCUCAGCUAAAGCCUGUCUUACGAGGAAAGGAAGGCAAAGAAGAAUAGAUCAUUUUCUUGGACAACAUGGACACCUGCUGCCUGGAAGACCACAAAAAGAUGGAUUCCAACAAAGUAUGGCAGUGGCGCAUUAUGUGUGGAAAGAAACUUUCAGUUUGUCUAGAACCAUUCCAUCACAGCAAUAGAAUAGGGUUGGAUUUUAAUGUGGCAUCCAACACACAGAAAAAAAUUGACUUGCAAUUAGUGACAAAUGGGGUGAUACUUGAAGUCUGUGACUUUGCUAAAACAGUCAACAAGAGUAAAGGGCAUUUUAUCACCAGCAUUCUUGAGAACAAUUUUGAUCUUGGGUUGGAAAAUGAGCAACAGCUGACUGACUUUACUGCUCAAAUUCUGCACAAAGUCAAAGACCUGAUUAAGAAACCUCCUGAAGAUAAAAAAGAAGUGUUUACUCUCUUUGACUUGUCAUCAAAGCCAGAAUGCAAAACCAACAAUGGGCUGAACAUGGCAUCUGCAGAGCGGAAGACUGAAAGUGUUGGAAUGGAGAUGGAUGAUACUGCACAUGGAGAUCAAUACGCAUGUUCACAAGCAACAUCCAAAGAAUACAUGAAGAUGGAAAGUCUCUUGGAAGACAUGGAAGGAGCACACGGUGACGACAGUGAAGAUAAGGAUGGAUUUAAGGGAUCAGGAGCAAUGUCAGCAGAAGAACUGAUUGAGGAUGCUUUUCUCCCUAAAUUUCCUUAUUGUGAGGAAAUGUGUCUGAACCUUGAUGUUGGGUCAAAACAAAGUCUAGAUCCAGGUCUGUUGACAAAGGGUGUGAUGUUAGAACUGGUACACUUCACCAACAUACUGGCUGCAUCCUUCACACCUAUCGUCCUGGGGGUGCUGGAGCACAAUUUUGAACUUGAUCUCAAGAGUCAACAUGGAAACAAUCCAAUUUGGUUCAGGAUAUUAAACUUACUUAGAAGAAGAAAUGGUCUUAUCACCACUGGUUGUGAGAUAAGCAUGGAGUUUAAAAAUGAGCCGUUUUCCUUCCAAGUAACCAGAGGCUUAGCACCUUCCAAUAUGGAAGUCCAGCAGAAUCUGUUUCAGGAAGUGACAAAGGCAAGACGAUCUGGUUCAAACAAAGAGCACAGAAGAGGAAAGUCUAAAGACAUGGAGACAAACACACACUCUCAUCACACUGAAUUGUGUCCCACUCGAACGUCAGAGGGAGAUCAUUGUCAAACUGGUUCUCUAUCAGAGUUUGAUCUAGACUCCUUCACUGGCAAUGAAUGUGACAAAGAACAGGAGGAUGUGGAAAUGGAGAACUACCACACUUGUCCUCAAGGAGAGUCUGAUCUCGACUCGGACAAAGUCACAAACUCUGGUAAUCAAGAUCACUUCCAAAAUCCCCAAAUAUGUUCUCUGAGCUCAGACAUCUCUAGAGAAUCAGAAGCAAGUUGUCGGAACGUUUGUGCGGCUUCAAUCACCACCACCAACAUCUCAUCUAGUUUACCAAUUGUAAACGCAAAUACCAAGUCAUUGAUGUGUCAACCUGAUGAAAGAGGGCUUGGUGGAGGUGAAGAGCAAACACAGAAUCACAAAAAAAAGAAGAAGAAAUGUGACAUGGAACAAGAGGAAUUGGGAACAGAUAACAUGUGGAAGUUGCGUGCUAACCGUGUAAAACAAAUCCUCUCUGCUAAAGAGUUGAGUUCAUUCAAGAGGUCCAAGAGGUUUGGCCUUAAAUUCAACAUUGGACAUGGCCCAAAGAAACACUUUAGUGUUGACGCUCUGCCUGAUUCUUUACUGUUGGAGAUUGCUAGAUUUGCCAUAGCAAUGAAUUCAUCCCUACAUAAUUUCAUCAUGGAGAUUCUUGAGUCCAAUUUUAAGAUCAGACUGGAGAGUGAAUACCAGAGAGAUAUUUUCACAUGUGAAAUUAAGAAGAUAGUAAGUCAACUGAAAGAUUGUGAAGACGCAGUAAAGUUCUCAAAAGAGGUCUUUCAACUCCGAGGUCCCAUACCAUCAAUAAGUAUGACAAAUAUGAGUGUGGGCGAUGUCCACGCUAAACUCGGAAGCAUAUCAAGGAUGGAGAAGGGUGAUGUUGCCUGUGGGUUUCCUCCUCAUUCACAGGCUGAAACUGAAGAACAUAUUUCACAGAAGUGUGUGGAUCUUCAUCCUUUCUGCAAAGAAAUUAAUCUGAAGCUACAUGGAAUCCAUACUUACAUAAAGAAACAAGACAUCAACAAACUGACCUAUGGAGCAAUGACUGAAGUGAUAAACUUUGCAGAAAAGUUGUGUGGAACAUUUGAGCAGAUUUGUGUUGACAUCCUAAAACACAAUCUGGAUCUUGUGUCACAAUGUGGAGAUUCUGACUUUGCCACAAGUAUUGUUGCACGAAUUCCUGUUGCACUGGAGAAAAGGAAUGUUCCCAAUGCUACACAUGUUAAAGGCGACAAGAGAAGAAUCUCAACAAAUGUUAAACUGGAUUCCCAGAACAUCCUAAAUCCUGAUGCAGCUAGCGCUGGUUCUUCCCAGGCUGCAAUUGUGAUUGAGGAAGUUAAUACGCCUGAAUUGGAACUCCUAAAUGACAUCAAUUUAAAGCUCUGGCAAUUGAAGGAAAAUCACAUUCAGCAAAUCCUCUCAAGACCUCAUGAAGAACAUUGUCCACUUUAUUCUUACUCAAGAUGUAAGAAAGUAGGCAUUGAUUUCAAUGUAGGAUCUGGAGUAAAACAGAAUCUUGAUCCCAAAUUACUAACCAAUGGCAUCAUGGUUGAACUUCACACUUUUGCCACAGAAUUGCUGUCGGCCCAAAAGUAUUUCAUAACAGAGAUACUGGAGUAUAAUUUCCAUCUUUAUUUCAACAAUGAGCUGUACCGCAGUGCUUUUGCAAAUAACACAUUUAAGCAAGUAAAUGUGAAUUUGAAGAAAAAAAAAUCUCAAAUGAAAAUACAAUUCGAACUCCCUGACACAAGGUGGAAACCAGAACCUACCUUUGAGAGAAAUUUAUAUUGCCCCAAAUGCUAUCAAGUCAGAAUUCAUAAGCAUCGGCAGCAUAAAUGUAACUCUCGUCACGUCCAACAUCCUCAUCCAACCACCAAGACUGUCGCAGACUCUGCUGAUGCAAACUGCUCGACGCAAAAGCCAGCAAAGGAUCCGUCGUCUACCUCCUCACCAAUAGAGGAGUUGAUAAUGGACAACUACCCUCGCUGCAAGGAAAUAGGUCUGAGCCUGUGUGUGGACAAAGACAAGCCAAAAGACAAGCUUGACCCGCAUGUAUUGACACGCUGGGUCAUGGUUGAACUUACGAAUUUUGCCAAAAGAAUGUGUCCAACAGAAUCGAAGAUCAUUAGUGAUGUCAUUCAACACAACUUCAACACUGGUAUGCAGGGGCAAGUAGUAACUACUAAAUUGCGUUUCUACAGAGAGCUAAAAGAAGAAGAUGCCCUGCUCUCCUGGCUCAAUGAAGUAUUUGUCAUUCCACCAUUGCCUAUCAGUCAACCUAGAAUUGAAGAUGAAAAGAAAUCGACAACAGUUGUGCAUGGAAGUGUAUGGAUGAAAAGUAUCAAAAGAAAGCUGACAAAGCAAACAAAAGGUAUAACCGACACACUUCCAAGUGUCGUUAAGAAAUCUGAGCCAUUUACCAAAUCUGUCUGGGACAUUGAACUGGAGGAAAUGGCACCAAAUAACUACAACACUGGUCCUCUAGUGGAGUCUGGUUUAGAUUCAGACGAACUCACGGACUCAGAAAAGCCUGUCCAUAAAGGUAAAUUAAGAAUUCCAAAAGGUUCUCUGAGCUCAGACACCUCGAAUGUACCAACUGUAAAGUCAUAUCUAGACUCAUGGUUUUCAAGCCAAUUUGAUCAAAGAGGGCUUGGUGGUGUAGGUGAAGAACAAACACAGAUUCCAAACAAAUGUGACAUGGAACAAGAGGAAUUGGGAACAGAGAACAUGUGGAAGUUGCGUGCUGACCGUGUAAAACAAAUCCUCUCUGCUAAAGAGUUGAGUCCAUUUCGGUUUUCCAAGAGGGCUGACCUUAAAUUCAACAUUGGAUUUGUCCCAAAGCAAAACAUCAGUGUUGACUCUCUGCCUGAUUCUUUACUGUUGGAGAUUGCUAGAUUUGCCAUAGCAAUGAAUUCAUCCCUACAUAAUUUCAUCAUGGAGAUUCUUGAGUACAACUUUGACUUCAGCCUGGAGAAUGAAUACCAGAGAAAUGUUUUCACGUGUGAAAUUAUGAAUAGAGUAAGAAAACUGAAAGAUUGUGAAGAUGCAGUCAAAUUCUCAAAAGAGGUCUUUGAACUCCAUGGUCCCAUACCAUCAAUAAGUACGACAAAUCAGAGUGUGGGCAAUGUCAACGCUGAACUCACCAGCAUAUCGAGGAUGGAGGAGUGUGAUGUUGCCUGUGGGUUUCCUCCUCAUUCACAGGCUGAAACUGAAGAACAUAUUUUACAGAAGUGUGUGGAUCUUCAUCCCUUCUGCAAGGAAAUUAGUCUGAAACUACAUGUAAAUCAUACUCUUCCAAAUAAAAAACUGGACAUCAACAAACUGACCUAUGGAGCUAUGACUGAAGUGACAAACUUUGCAGAAAAGUUGUGUGGAACAUAUGAGCAGAUUUGUAUUGACAUCCUAAAACACAAUCUGGAUCUUGAUUUGCAAUGUGGAGAUUCUGACCUCGCCAGAAGUAUUUUGGCACGAAUUCCUGCAAUACUAGAACAAAGGAAACUAUCAAGCUAUGUAAACAGCCACAAUAAUCCCAAUAGCUCACAACUCAUGAAACUGAAUUUCUACAACAACCCACAUUCUGAUGCAGCUGGUGCUGGUCCUUCCCAGAAUGCAAUCAUAGACCAAGAAGGAAACAGUUCUCCUGACAUAGCACACCAAAAUGAGUUUGAAUUGAAGCUGUGGCAAUUGCGGGCCAAUCAUAUUCAGCAAAUCCUUUCAAGACCUCAUGAAGAACAUUGUCCACUUUAUACUUACUCAAGAUGUAAGAAAGUAGGCAUUCAUUUCAAUGUAGGAUCUGGAGUAAAACAGAAUCUUGAUCCCAAAUUACUGACUAAUGGCAUCCUGGUUGAACUUGGUAAUUUUGCCAAAGCUCUAGUAUCAGCCCAAAAGUAUUUCAUUACAGAGAUACUAGAGUAUAAUUUCCAUCUUGAUUUCAAUGAUGAGCUCUAUCGCAGUGCCUUUGCAAAGAAAACCUUUGAAAAAGUAAGUCGGAAUCCAAAGAAAAAAAAAUCUCAAACCAAAAUACAGUUUGAACUCCCUGACACGAGGUGCAAACCAGAACCUACCUUUGAGAUAACGUUAUACUGCCCCAAAUGCUAUCAAGUCAGAAUUCAUAAGCAUUGUCAGAAUGAAUCUAACGCUCCUCACGUCCAACAUCCUCGUCCACAAACAAUGACUAUUGCAGACUCUGCUGAUACAAACUGCUCGGCACAAAAGCCAGCAAAGGAUCCGUUGUCUACCUCCUCAGCAAUAGAGGAGUUGAUAAUGGACAACUACCCUCACUGCAAGGAAAUAGGUCUGAGGCUGUGUGUGGACAAAGACAAGCCAAAAGAUAAGCUUGACCCGCAUGUAUUGACAGACUGGAUCAUGGUUGAACUUACUCAUUUUGCCAAAACAAUGUGUGGAACAAAAUACAAGAUCAUUAGUGAUGUCAUUCAUCACAACUUCAACACUGGCAUGCAGGGGCAAGUAGUAACUACUACAUUUCAGUUCUACAAAGAGAUAAAAGAAAAAGAUGCCCUGCUCUCCUGGCUCGAUGAAGUAUUUGUCGUUCAACCAUUACCCAUCGACAAACCUAGAAUUGAAGGUAAAAAUAAAUCGACAGCAGUUGUGCAUCGAAGUAAAGGGAUGGAAAGUAUCAAAAGAUGGCUGGAAAAGCAAACAAAAGUAAAAGCAAACACACUUCCUAGUGUCGUAAAGAAAUCUGAGAAAAAACAUGCGAGUCAAGGACGCCGUUAUCCCAUUCGCACAGAGAUGGGUUUGGAUCCAAAAAUGACAUCUAAAUCAGGAGUGAAAAAAAGAUUGGAAUUGAAGCAAAUCACCAAAUCUGAAUGUGACAUGAAACAGAAGAAAAUGGCACCAGAUAACUACUACACUUGUCCGCUUGGAGAGUCUGAUUUAGACUCAGACGAACUCACAGACUCAGAAAUGUCUGCCAAUGAAGAUGAAUUAAGAAUCCCAAAACGUUCUCCGAGCUCAGACACCUCGAGUGUACCAACUGUAAACUCAAAUCCAAACCCAUGGUUUUCAGGCCAACCAGAUGAAAAAGGGCUUGGUGGAGGUGAAGAACUAAAACAGACUUUACAAAAUGCACCAACUGAAGAUGACAUGGAACUUGAGGAGUUGGGAACAGAGAACAUGUGGAAGUUGCGUGCUAACCGUGUAAAACAAAUCCUCUCUGCUAAAGAGUUGAGUCUGUUUACUUUAUCCAAGAAGUUUGGCCUUGAAUUCGACGUUGGAUUUGGCCCAAAGCAAACCUUCAGUGUUUAUUCUCUGUUUAAUAUUCUACUGUUAGAGAUUGCUAAAUUUGCUAUAGCAAUGAAUUCAUCCCUACAGAAUUUCAUCAUGGAGAUUCUUGAGUACAACUUUGACAUCAGCCAGGAGAAUGAAUACCAGAGAAACAUGUUCACAUGUGAAAUUAUGAAUGGAGUAAGAAAACUGAAAGAUUGUGAAGAUGCAGUCAAAUUCUCAAAAGAGGUCUUUGAACUCCAUGGUCCCAUCCCAUCAAUAAGUGUGACAAAUCAGAGUGUGGGCGAUGCCAACGCUGAACUCACCAGCAUAUCGAGGAUGGAGGAGUGUGAUGUUGCCUGUGGGUUUCCUCCUCAUUCACAGGCUGAAACUGAAGAACAUAUUUCACAGAAGUGUGUGGAUCUUCAUCCCUUCUGCAAAGAAAUUAGUCUGAAGCUACAUGUAAACCACAGUCAACCAAACAAGAAACUGGACAUCAACAAACUGACCUAUGGAGCAAUGACUGAAGUGACAAGCUUUGCGGAAAAGUUGUGUGGAACAUUUGAGCAGAUUUGUGUUGACAUCCUAAAACACAAUCUGGAUCUUGAUUUGCAAUGUGGAGAUUCUGACCUCGCCACAAGUAUUGUUGCACGAAUUCCUGCUAUACUAGAACAAAGGAAACUUACAAGCUAUGUAAACAGCCAUGAUAAUAUCAAUAGCUCAAAAAAUGAUUCACCACUCAUGAAACUGGAUUUCAAGAACAACCCACAUUCUGAUGCAGCUGGUGCUGGUACUUCCCAGACUACAAUCAUAGACCAAGAAGUAAACAGUUCUCCUGACAUAGAACACCAACAUGAGUUUGAAUUGAAGCUGUGGCAAUUGCGGGCAAAUCAUAUUCAGAAAAUCCUUUCAAGACCUCAUGAAGAACAUUGUCUACUUUAUUCUUACUCAAGAUGCAAGAAACUAGGCAUUGAUUUCAAUGUAGGAUCUGGAGUAAAACAGAAUCUUGAUCCCAAAUUACUAACAAAUGGCAUCCUGAUUGAACUUGGUACUUUUGCCACAGCUCUAUUAUCAGCCCAAAAGUAUUUCAUCACAGAGAUACUGGAGUAUAAUUUUGAUCUUGAUUUCAACAAUGAGCUGUAUCGCAGUGCCUUUGCACAGAAAACGUUUGAGAAAAUGAGAACAAAGACAUAUUCAAGACAAUCUGGAGUUCUUUUCGAACUCCCUGACACGAGGUGCAAACCAGGACCUACCGUUGAGAGAAGUUUAUAUUGCCCCAAAUGCGAUCAAGUCAGAAAUGAUAAGCAUCGUCAGGAUGAUUUGGGCUCUCGUCACAUCCAACAUCCUCGUCCAACUACCGUGACUGUUGCAGACUCUGCUGAUGCAAACUGCUCGGCACAAAAGCCAGCAAAGGAUCCGUCGUCUACCUCCUCAGCAAUAGAGGAGUUGAAAAUGGACAACUACCCUCGCUGCAAGGAAGGAGGUCUGAGCCUGUGUGUGGACAAAGACAAGCCAAAAGACAAGCUUGACUCGCACAUAUUGACAGACUGGAUCAUGGUUGAACUUAGUAAUUUUGCCAAAAGAAUGUGUGGAACAAAAUCGAAGAUCAUUAGUGAUGUCAUUCAUCACAACUUCAACACUGGCAUGCAGGGGCAAGUAGUAACUACUACAUUUCAGUUCUACAGAGAGUUAAAAGAAAAAGACGCCCUGCUCUCCUGGCUCAAUGAAGUAUUUGUCAUUCAACCAUUACCCAUCGACAAACCUAGAAUUGAAGGUGAAAAGAAAUCAACAGCAGUUGUGCAUGGAAGUGAAGGGAUGGAAAGUAUUAAAAAAAGAAAACUGGAACUGCAAACACUUCCAAGAGUCUUAAAUAAAUCUGAGAAAAAACAUGCGAGUCAAGGACGCUGUUACCCCAUUUGCACAGAGAUGGGUUUGGACCUAGAAAUGACAUCUAAAUCAAGGAAGAAGAAAAAACUGGACUUGGAGCAAUUGACAAGAGCUGUUGUGUUUGAGAUAUCUAAAUUUGCAAAAACGAAAAAGGGAUGCUAUUUUCCACACACUCUGUAUGAGAUCCUCGACUUUAACUUUGAUAUUAGCUCACAACAUCACAGGAGCUGGGAAUUUUCAAUAACUACCGCAUCCACAGUCAAAAUUAUGGUCAAUGGAUAUGGGAAACCCUGGAAAACUCAUCCAGACAAGAUUUUCAAAUUGCCAUUUGUGUAUGAACGCCGAAGAAAACCGGCGCUGCAAACAAAAGUGAAAACAGACACACUUCAAAGUGCCGUAAAGAAAUCUGAAAAAAAUCAUCCGAGUCAAGGACGCUAUUGUCGCGAGAAAGCACAGAAAAGGAAAUGUACCAAGUAUCCCAUGGAAGUUCCAGGCAAGAAAAAGAGAAAGGGUAAUUUUGUGCAACAAGCAAGAUGCCAGUCGGAUGAAAACCGUUUGCAUUUUCUUGAUGGCGCCAAAAUUAACGAGAAAACUCUGUUCCGUUAUGAGGACGCCGAGUUGCCAACAGAUCCGGAGACGAGUCAAGUGGGUGCAGGUUGUGACGGUCUUCUUCAGGGAAACCUUCACAUAAAAGAGGAGGAAUAUGAUCCAUGUUAUCAGAAUAUGAAUCCAGAACCAGACACAGUGCAACAAUAUUAUCCACUUCAUGGUGAAGUCAAAAUGGAGUCAAACGCUGCAGAGGCCGAGCACCCAGGCGAACCUACAGAACCUCUGAGAUUUACUUUCCCCAAAUCAGAAAAUGAGAAUCUUCAGGAUUCUCUCGCUGAGCCACAAGGAUGUGCUGUAUCCCCAAACACUGUCAAUAGCACACAAACUGAAUGGGACACUGAGGAUGGGAAGUAUUCAGUCCCAGUUGAAGCAGCAGAGGACCUGGAAUAUACCAUGGUAACCAUAGGUUAGAGCAACAUCGAUCAAAGAAGAGCAAGAAAAUGUUCCAGUUGACUCGCACAGUUCAUGUGGUCACAAAAGUGAAGUGGGCAUCUAACGGGAACAAGUUCCUUAAUGUUCUGGACUACAAUUGACAAGUGAGACAUGUUUGUUUUCUACUAAACGGAUGCGGUUUGCUGCCUUCAAUGCUUUGAAAACCUCUUUCUCGUUGGGGUAAAUAUAUAUAAUGACUCAUAUUAAUUUGGCAGGAAUGCAUCCUCAAAAAGAUGGAAAUAUCUGACUGAAUGUUUCAGUGUAUGAAAUAUCAGUAUUUAUGGUUUGAAGCUUUGUUUUCAAAUGUUGUAUUGUGCCACUCUUGGACAUUAUUUAAACUUGUUUUGGGGCUUUCCUUUUCCCCUGUGGUAAGCCUGGGUCAUUUCUCAAGUUCAUUUGUAUAUUGAUCUUUUCAAACUGAACUUUACUCAAUUGAUUUCAGAUUAUAGUAUUUCAUUGUUAAAUUUGUUCAAUUAUGUUUAUUUGUUUGUUCUACCAUGUUCUAGUGGUAACGAUGCCUUUUCUGAUCUC